This is a messenger RNA of Equus quagga, 3864 nucleotides long. It is a transcript of the gene NAT10, whose product is annotated as N-acetyltransferase 10. The coding region runs from base 137 to 3217 and encodes 1026 amino acids. Gene Ontology annotation, cellular component: nucleolus; 90S preribosome. The transcript is spliced from 29 exons. The record is from RefSeq and is a predicted model, not a curated record. NCBI's taxonomy places the organism in Eukaryota, Metazoa, Chordata, Mammalia, Perissodactyla, Equidae. Gene Ontology annotation, biological process: rRNA acetylation involved in maturation of SSU-rRNA. Gene Ontology annotation, molecular function: 18S rRNA cytidine N-acetyltransferase activity; ATP binding; tRNA binding.
GGCCUGGGACGCGCCGUCAGGCACGCGCCGGGCAGCCCCGCGCCGCCUCUGCCAGAAGAGUCGGCUUCCCCACGUGCCUUCGCUUCGCUGCCGGCCGGAACCCGCCGGGCUCGGGGCGCAGGCAUAGCCUGUCACCAUGCAUCGGAAGAAAGUGGAUAACCGGAUCCGGAUUCUCAUUGAGAAUGGGGUAGCCGAGCGGCAGAGAUCUCUCUUUGUUGUAGUGGGAGAUCGAGGAAAGGAUCAGGUGGUCAUACUCCAUCACAUGUUGUCUAAAGCAACUGUGAAGGCUCGGCCGUCAGUGCUGUGGUGUUAUAAGAAAGAGCUGGGGUUUAGCAGUCACCGGAAGAAGAGAAUGCGGCAGCUGCAGAAAAAAAUAAAGAAUGGGACGCUGAACUUAAAGCAGGAUGACCCCUUUGAGCUCUUCGUAGCAGCCACAAACAUUCGCUACUGCUACUACAACGAGACGCACAAGAUCCUGGGCAAUACCUUCGGCAUGUGUGUUCUCCAGGAUUUUGAAGCCUUAACUCCAAACUUGCUGGCCAGGACUGUAGAGACAGUGGAAGGCGGUGGGCUGGUGGUCAUCCUCCUGCGGACCAUGAAUUCACUCAAGCAGCUGUACACGAUGACUAUGGACGUGCAUUCAAGAUACAGGACUGAGGCCCAUCAGGAUGUGGUGGGAAGAUUUAAUGAGAGAUUUAUUCUCUCUCUGGCCUCUUGUAAGAAGUGUCUUGUCAUCGACGACCAGCUCAACAUCCUGCCCAUCUCCUCCCAUGCUGCCGGCAUUGAGGCCCUACCUCCCCAGACCCCGGAUGAGGGUGUUGGUCCUUCUGACCUGGAGCUGAAGGAGUUGAAGGAGAGCUUGCAGGACACCCAGCCUGUGGGUGUGUUGGUGGACUGCUGCAAGACCCUAGACCAGGCCAAGGCUGUCCUGAAAUUCAUCGAGGGGACCUCUGAAAAGACCCUGAGGAGUACUGUUGCGCUCACAGCCGCCCGAGGAAGGGGAAAAUCUGCAGCCCUGGGGUUGGCCAUUGCUGGGGCGGUGGCUUUUGGGUACUCCAAUAUCUUUGUGACCUCCCCAAGCCCUGAUAACCUCCACACACUGUUUGAAUUUGUAUUUAAAGGAUUUGAUGCUCUGCAGUAUCAGGAGCACCUGGACUAUGAGAUCGUUCAGUCUCUAAAUCCCGAAUUUCACAGAGCAGUGAUCAGAGUGCACGUCUUCCGAGAGCACCGGCAGACCAUCCAGUAUAUACAUCCUGCGGAUGCCGUGAAACUGGGCCAGGCCGAACUUGUCGUGAUUGAUGAAGCGGCUGCCAUCCCUCUGCCCCUGGUGAAGAGCCUCUUGGGCCCCUACCUUGUUUUCAUGGCGUCCACCAUCAACGGCUACGAGGGCACCGGCCGCUCCCUGUCCCUCAAGCUCAUUCAGCAGCUCCGUCAGCAGAGCGCCCAGAGCCAGGUCAGCACCACGGCUGAGAACAAGACCACAACGACAGCCAGACUGGCCUCAGCGCGAACGCUGCACGAGGUCUCCCUGCAGGAGUCUAUCCGCUAUGCCCCUGGCGACGCAGUGGAGCAGUGGCUGAAUGACUUGCUGUGCCUUGACUGCCUCAGCAUCCCUCGGAUCAUCUCGGGCUGCCCGUUGCCUGACGCCUGUGAGCUCUACUACGUGAAUAGAGACACUCUCUUUUGCUACCACAAGGCCUCUGAAGUUUUCCUUCAAAGGCUCAUGGCCCUCUACGUGGCUUCUCACUACAAGAACUCUCCCAAUGACCUCCAGAUGCUCUCUGAUGCACCCGCUCACCACCUCUUCUGCCUUCUGCCUCCCGUGCCCCCUACCCAGAAUGUCCUUCCUGAAGUGCUUGCUGUCAUCCAGGUGUGCCUUGAGGGGGAGAUUUCUCGCCAGUCCAUCUUGAACAGCCUGUCUCGAGGCAAGAAGGCUUCGGGGGAUCUGAUUCCGUGGACUGUGUCAGAGCAGUUCCAAGAUCCCGACUUCGGUGGCCUUUCGGGCGGAAGGGUUGUUCGCAUUGCUGUUCACCCAGAUUAUCAGGGGAUGGGCUAUGGUAGCCGAGCCCUACAGCUGCUGCAGAUGUACUACGAGGGCAGGUUCCCUUGUCUGGAGGAGAAGGUCCUCGAGACGUCACAAGGAAUUCACACCGUCAGCAGUGAGGCCGUCAGCUUGCUGGAAGAGGUCGUCACUCCCCGGAAGGACCUGCCUCCCUUACUCCUCAAACUGAACGAGAGGCCUGCUGAACACCUGGAUUACCUGGGUGUGUCCUAUGGCUUGACCCCCAGGCUCCUCAAGUUCUGGAAACGAGCUGGCUUUGUUCCUGUUUAUCUGAGGCAGACCCCGAAUGACCUGACUGGAGAACACUCGUGCAUCAUGCUGAAGAUGCUGGCUGACGAGGAUGAGGCCAACCAGGGAGCCUGGCUCGCUGCCUUUUGGAAAGAUUUCCGGAGGCGGUUCCUGGCCCUGCUGUCCUACCAGUUCAGCGCCUUCUCUCCUCCCCUGGCUCUGAACAUCAUUCAGAACAGGAGUGCCGGGAAGCCAGCGCAGCCCGCCCUGUGCCGCGAGGAGCUAGAGACGCUCUUUCUGCCCUAUGACCUGAAGAGGCUGGAGAUGUACUCGCGGAACAUGGUCGACUACCACCUCAUCAUGGACAUGAUCCCGGCCAUCGCGCGGAUGUACUUCCUGAACCAGCUGGGGGACCUGGCCCUGUCCGCUGCCCAGUCGGCUCUUCUCUUGGGGAUUGGUCUACAGCAUAAAUCUGUGGACCAGCUGGAAAAGGAGAUCGAGCUGCCCUCGGGCCAGCUGAUGGGGCUUUUCAACCGGAUUAUCCGCAAAGUCGUGAAGCUGUUUAAUGAAGUGCAGGAGAAGGCCAUUGAGGAGCAGAUGGUGAUGGUGAAGGAUGUGGUGAUGGAGCCCACAAUGAAGACCCUCAGUGACGAGCUGGAUGAAGCAGCAAAGGAGUUCCAGGAGAAACACAAGAAGGAGGUGGGGAAGCUGAAGGACAUGGACCUCUCUCAAUACAUAAUCCGUGGGGACGAUGAAGAGUGGAAUGAAGCUUUGAACAAAGCCGGGCAGAAUGCCUCCAUCAUCAGCCUGAAGAGUGACAAGAAAAGGAAGUUGGAAGCCAAACCAGAGCCCAAACAGAGCAAAAAGUUGAAGAAAAACAGAGAUGGGAAGAACAGGAAAGCCCUGAAACUGAAGCGGAAGCAGUGACUGGGAACGUGCAGGUCGGCGCUGGCUCUGAGCGCCGUGGCGGGACGGGGCGGCUGAGCCCAUCGCAGCCGGAAGCCGGCCAGGGAGUCGGGCUCGGGGCCGAGCUGGGCUUGGGGCCGAGGCGCCGCUGGACGGUCUGCCUGGACCGCGACGGCCGCAGACCGGCUCCUCCCCGCCAGGCCCGCCUCCCCCACAAGCUCCUGUUUGGCUGUGGGUCCAGGCUGUCGCGGCUCCUUCCACACACACUAGCCGCGCUGACUCUCGUCGCUUCUCAGGCGUCAAGUACCCAGCUUUCUGGGGAUGCUCAGGAGGCUGCUGGUGGAGCACUGGGGCCUCUCGUCGUGGACUUGUCCCGACACCGACACCCUGCUGCCUGGGGCAGAGGAGCCCUGGUCCACAGGUGGCCGUGGCAGGCCACUGUUCUGUGCGCUGGGUCUGCGCUGCCAUGACGGUCCACUCCCGGCUCCAGCAGCCUGCUGCCCAGUGUCCCUGAAAAACCGUGCUCUUAAUUUAGGAAGGCUGUGACAUCUGACUACCCCAAAGCUGUUAUUUCAUCAUUUGGGAAAAAUAUUGGGAAAGACCCUUUUGCUAGCAGGGAUGAGGGAGGGAUGCAGAAUCCAUUUUUAUUAAAUAAUGUCUCAGAAAGA